CGCAAUAUCGAUGCAUUGCACUAGAGGAAUUGCAAUAUCGAUACAUUGCAGUAUCGCACAUUGCACUAUACGAAUUGUAAUAUCGACAUUGCACUAUAGGAAUUGUAAUAUUGACAUUGCAUUGUUGAUACUACAUUCCAAAUAGAUACCCCAUACCGACAUUGCAACAUAUGCAUCAUAUAAUUUACAUUGCAAUUUCUCCCCGCGACAUUGAAUUGGAACUUCCCAGAGCCCCAAACCUGUUCUGGGACAAUCACCAUAGACCGAACACUUUAUACAACAAAAAACAAACAGAAAAAAUACCCCCUUCAGAACUACAGGUUAAUGGAGGCAAGCGUUCUAUUUGUCCGGCACCAGAUUCACCGGGCAGUCCAGGUCCAGCCGCCCCUCCACAUUCACCAUAUUCUCACCAGUCUUGGGACCGUCCAAGAUUACGCCAGAUUACUCGACACCAAAAACCGAUAACCGCACAUACUCCGAAGCCCAGAUCACCAGCCCGGACCGAAGAGCCCAAUCAAAAACAGCCAAACAAGAAACAGAAUGAAAACGAAAAAACAAAAUCAAAACAAAAUUAAAACAAAAUAAUAACAGAAUCAAACCAAAAUCAAACCAAAAUCAAAC
Messenger RNA from Metschnikowia bicuspidata var. bicuspidata NRRL YB-4993, 621 nucleotides. RefSeq lists its product as uncharacterized. The coding region runs from base 171 to 575 and encodes 134 amino acids. Lineage: Eukaryota; Fungi; Ascomycota; Pichiomycetes; Serinales; Metschnikowiaceae. The transcript has a single exon. The record is from RefSeq and is a predicted model, not a curated record.